AUGGCUGGACGAUGGUCAAAAUUUCUUUUUGAAAGUAGAUGUAGCCGCAAAAAGUUAUAUGGAAAAUGUAGAAUUAAAAGGUUUAUUCAGGCAGUCGAGAAAGAGUCAGAGGUGUUACAGGCUUCAGGAAUGAUCGGAAUGCAGAGCGGAAAUGGCGGAUCAGAGACAGAGUUAAGUAAUAUGAAUCAAAAUGCAAAUCAAAAUGCGACUAUUGUUGGCAGCUCUGCGGAAAGCGCAAGUGAUAAUCUAUUGACAGUAUACAGAACAGUGUAAUUCCCAGUCAAAUUAUAGAGCCAGCAAAUAACCAAGCUUUAAAUAGUGUGAUUGCGAAUCAGAGUGAAGAACUGGCAGACGCCGAAUCAGGAACUAUUUAUAACGCGAAAUCAUGCGGGUUUCAAAUGGAAAAACCGAAGUUGCCUAAGUUUUCCGGAAAUGUACGAGAAUAUGCUAUUUUCAAAGCGGAUUUUAAACACGUUAUCGAGACCAGAUAUAGCAAACGAGACUCGAUAACUAAUAACUUUACUGCGAACUUGUUUAAAAGAAAAGCCCCUAGAGCUCAUUAACGGUAUUGGGUCCGAUUAUAACGCAGCGUGGGAGUAUUUGGACUCCAUAUACGGUGAUGUAAGAUUUGUUUCAGACACAAUCACGCAGGACAUCGUACAGUUCAGGGCUCUGCAAGGGGAAGAAGACGCACACUUCUGUGAUCUUGUACACCUUGUAAAGCGAUGCUACAAUACCUUGAAAGAAGUUGGUGUUCCAAAUGACAUGGACAACAGUCAUAUGCUGUCCAUUAUUGAGAGGAAAAUGUUUCCAAGCGAUAGAAAGGUGUGGUCGAGAGGUCUCGAAAGAGAAAAGAAAUCAGCAACGCUGUAUGGUCCGAUGAGUUGGAUGACCGUAGAGAUGAAAUCGCGAAUGAGAGCAACGGCCCCAGUGAGAACUGGGCAGACAAACUGUCGGGGUAUUAAUCAGUAACUGGCGAAUUUGGUGGUGAAGGUAAGCAUUGGCAUAAGUGUUGGUUAUGCCAUAAUUCAACCCACUGGCCAGAUCAAUGGCCGAAAUUGGCUGUUAUGGGUACUGAUGAGCGGAUGAAUGUUGCCAGAGCCAACUAUGUCUGUUUUAGCUGUCUGAAAAAAGCCGAAAGAGAACACAAGCAAGCCAACUGUAAAAGAAAAAGGCAGUGCACGAAAUUAGACUUGCAUGGAACGCAAUAUACCUCCUUCCAUCAUCCCCUACUACACCGGAGUAAUGUUUGUUCCUGCCAACAUAUUUGGUCAGAACAGUGUCCGGAAACGUGGUAACGUGCUUUUCGAUUCUGGAGCACAAAUUAGCUUGAUCCGUCAAGAUACAGCUGACUGUUUGGGACUUAAAUGAAAGGGUAUUUCAGCUGACAAUUACUAAAGUCGGCGGACAAGAAGAAGAAUUGAAAACAAAGGUUUACCGAGUUCCGAUCAGUGCCAUAGAAAACCCAAGAAAGCAUUCUGUGAAAGCAAUAGGAAUUCCACACAUACGUGAAGAGAUUGUAAGCGUCAAUGCUGCAGGUAUUACCGAGCAUCUUGGACUGACUAACGAGAAGAUCAGACGUGGAAAAGGACCAGUUGAUCUCCUGAUAGGAAUUGAUCACGCCCACCUCCACACUGGACAGACAAUUAAAGAAAGUGGACCACCUAGUAGCCAGAAAGUCACCGUUAGGAUGGAUAUUGUUUGGGUCGACUCCUGGAGGCACAACCUGUGAUGCAAAUCGAGUUUAAUCGAAAUUAAGUCCUGUGUAUGCGAAGCCGACAAGCUAACUCAAGUCGAGGGAGAAUAGAAAAUCAUGAUCGAGAAUUCUGCGGAAAAAAAUGGAAAGCAAUGGAUGAUUCCGUAUCCAUGGGAAAAGGAUCCGAGUUUACUCCCAGACAACAAGAAUCAAGAGGUGAAACGAUUGGAAUCGACUGAACGUCGCCUCUUAAAGGACCCAGAUCAAGCCACAGCGUAUGACAAUCAAAUGGUAGAGAUGGAAGAAAUAAAUAAAGUUUGCUCGUAAGCUGUCCAAUGAGGAAAUGGAGAAUUACAAGGGUCCAGUCCACUAUAUCUCGCAUCACGCAGUGUUACGGCCAGAAAAGAAAAGCACCCCAGUCCGCCUUGUGUUCAAUUCGUCGUCUGUAUACCAGGGAAACAGACUGAAUGAUUACUGGAAAAAGGGAUCCGAUCUGUUAAACAAUCUGUUUGGUGUCGUUCUGCGUUUCAGAGAGAAGGACGUAGCUGUCAGUGGUGACAUUUCAAAAAUGUACCAUCGUGUUCUUAUCCCUGAGAGAGAUCAACAUGUCCACCGCUUCGUGUGGAUAAACCUUGAAACAAAAAGAGAACCUGAUGUGUACGUGAAAACGGUGCUUACGUUUGGAGAUAAGCCAGCCCCAGCUAUGGCGCAGAUAACCCUGCAGAAGACCGCUGAAGAAAACGAAAUCCUCCACCCACAAGCCGCGAAAGCCAUCAAAGAGAACUCAUACAUGGACGAUAUUUGCGACUCGGCAGACACGGUUGAGGAAGCGCGCAAGCAAACAGACGAUAUCGACAAGGUACUGGAGACAGGCGGUUUUAAUGUCCAAGGCUGGACUUCCAAUAAGACACUAAAAGAAGACGAUAACAAUGAUGAGACGGAGAUGAUAUUGUUCAAAGGAGAUGUUGAAGAAAAGGUUCUUGGAAUCGAGUGGAAUAAUCAUACUGACAAGUUUUCAUUCAAGAUCAAGAACAACCUACUCGAACUCACAAAUACGGAAGAUUCUGGUCAGAACCAGCUACGCCUAACGAAGAGAAAGGUAUUAAGUCAGAUCGCGAGAAUAUAUGACCCCGUUGGAUUUGCAGCAGCAUUUCUAAUCCGUGCUAAGAUCGGAAUGCAACAGUUAUGGGAGAUGGGAUAUGACUGGGACGAAGAGCUUCCCGCAGAAACUUGCCAGAAAUGGAUAGAACUGUUCAAAGAGCUAGAAAAGUUAAAUGAAGUUACAUUUCCCCGGUGUUUAACCCCUACGGCUGCAAUGGGAUCGCUAAUGUUAUGUGUUUUCUCGGAUGCCUCAAGAAAAGCUUUUGGAGCUUGUGCGUACCUACGAUGGCUCAUCGGUAACGGGAAAUAUGAAUCGAGAUUCAUAGCUGCAAAAUCAAAAGUCGCGCCACUGAAGGAAUGCUACAAGCAGCUGUUCUAGCCUCAAGAUUGGGAAAGAGCAUUCGUGAAGAAUCACGUUUACAGUUCGAAAGGAUCAUUUACCUCACUGAUAGUGGAAUUGUUUUAGCCUGGAUCUGCAGUCAAGCUAGAAGUUACAAGCCCUUCAUUUCAGCUAGAGUUCGCUAGAGAGUUCGCUAGAGAGCUAGUCAAAACAACUCGGAUCCUUUCCAAUGGAGACACGUUUCAGCAGAACAAAACGUGGCAGACGAAUUAUCUCGUGGUAUCACAGUUCCAGAGCUCAGCAAUCGGUGGAAACAAGGCCCAGAGUUUCUUCAAUUAUCGGAAGACGAGUGGCAACAGGAAGCAGUAGCAGUUGACGAAGAGCUCGACAAAGUGAAUGAAGAGCGUCGAAAAGCCGAGAUAGUUUGCAAGUUGGCGUUAGCGAAAGCAGAAGAAGCUAUAAAUAUCAGGACAUUUUCUAGUUUUUCACGAAUAAGAAGAUUGCUUCAAAAUUUUGUCCGCGCAAGGCGAGAAGAAAGAAGAGAGAACAACCAUAGUCUAGAUAUGAAGAGCCCGCUCGCGCCACAGGAAUUGCGAGAAGCAGAGUUGUUCUGGAUUCAAGAAGCCAGAAAAGCUUGA
Messenger RNA from Paramuricea clavata, 3775 nucleotides. Lineage: Eukaryota; Metazoa; Cnidaria; Anthozoa; Malacalcyonacea; Plexauridae. The record is from the annotation of a GenBank genome assembly.